UUAUCGUCAUCCUCCCGCUGGGAUUGGAAAGCUUUUGGUUGGUUAACGACUUGAAAAAUAAAAAGCAGAGAAGAAAACCAACAGUUUCCAUUCACUGGCUUCUCACUUUUGUUUACAUAUCAAAGCUCAACUCAGCAACAGUUGUCCAGAUUGUUGUAUUUGGCCUGUUGGAGAAAGCUGGAGGCUCUAAUUUCUCGAGGGAAUCAAAAUACAUGGCUUCACCAUCUGAAUUGGCUACUGAGAGAAGCCAUAGCAAGCCACUUGGGAUUCGAUGCUGGGAAUACAUUAAGAGAGCAAAGCUUUCCUAUAAAACUCAUCAAGCAGUUGUCUUGAUUAUAACAUUUUUCGCUUAUACUACCUAUCAUGCAACAAGGAAAACCACCAGCAUUGUCAAGAGUGCCCUUGAUCCCCAGUCAUCUGCUGCAGGCUUCAAGUUCUCAUGGAGGAUAACAUACCUUAGCUCACCUGCUGAAACCCAAAGACGCUCAUGGGUUCUAGGAGAUGGUUGGGCGCCGUUUAAUGGAUCCGAUGGGACAGCCUUGCUUGGUCAACUCGACGUGGCCUUUCUUGCAGUUUAUGCUAUUGGGAUGUACUUCUCCGGACACUUGGGUGAUAGAAUGAAUUUAAGGAUCUUUCUAACGGUGGGAAUGAUUGGAACUGGUUUGUUUACUUCACUGUUUGGUGUUGGGUACUGGGCUAACAUCCAUAGCUUUUACUACUUCCUCAUAGUACAAAUGAUUGCUGGUCUAUUCCAGUCAUCAGGAUGGCCUUCGGUUGUUGCAGUAGUUGGUAACUGGUUCGGGAAGAAAAAAAGAGGGCUAAUUAUGGGCAUAUGGAAUGCCCACACGUCUAUUGGGAACAUUACUGGUUCUUUGAUUGCUUCAACACUAUUGAGCUAUGGAUGGGGUUGGUCCUUUGUUGUGCCUGGUUUGCUUAUUGCUUUCAUGGGCAUCCUGGUUUGUCUUCUUCUUCCUGUUAGUCCUGAAUCAGUUGGAGCUGAUAGACAAGAAGAAGAAGAAGAUGAUGCAGUAGAUUCCCCUAAGAAGAAUAAAGAGGGAGUAACAGAGCCUCUAUUGGGCUUACAUACUGAGAUGAAGGAAAAUGCAGUGGGGUUCAUAGAAGCAUGGCGAAUCCCAGGGGUUGCUCAUUUUGCUUUUUGCCUCUUCUUUGCCAAAUUGGUUGCUUACACAUUUCUCUAUUGGCUUCCAUACUACAUUAGCCAUACAGCUAUUGAGGGAAAAUAUUUAUCCGAUGAGACAGCAGGGAACUUGUCGACAUUUUUCGAUGUCGGAGGGGUGCUUGGAGGAAUCUUAGCAGGACACAUUUCGGAUCGGCUAGAUGCCAGAGCCAUAACAGCAGCAACUUUUAUGUAUUGUGCUAUCCCUGCCCUCUAUUUCUAUCGUAGUUACGGACACAUUUCCUUGGCAAUGAACAUAGCUCUCAUGUUCAUCUGUGGCAUGUUUGUAAAUGGCCCCUAUGCUCUUAUAACAACUGCCGUCUCAGCCGAUUUGGGAACACAUAGUUCAUUAAAUGGGAACUCAAAGGCAUUGGCAACUGUGACAGCAAUCAUAGACGGAACCGGUUCUGUUGGUGCUGCAAUUGGACCAUUAUUAACCGGUUACAUCUCUGCCAACAGCUGGAGCGCGGUUUUUACGAUGCUCAUGGCAGCAGCUCUAGUUGCAGGGCUGCUACUGACAAGGCUUGUAGUAGCCGAGGUAGCUGCUAGGAUUUCCGAAACAAGAUCACAAGGAAGAUCGCAAUCAAGAUCUCAAGAACCAGAACUAAAUGUAUGAUUUACUUGCAGGGGAAGCAACAGAAACUGCAGUUGUAUAAAGCUUGUAUGAUUUUCAUAGUGUUUCUUCACCUCGGAUUAUAAGAUGAAGAGGAAGAUACCUUUAAAUCAUAGCUUGGGCUAGAAGAUUUUUGUAGCCUUCUUCAUGAUGCUAAUUACCAUGGAGUGACCACCACUGUAUUUAUAUAUGUACAUAUAUUUUAUAAUCAUACAUAGUUUAUUGCUA
Messenger RNA from Gossypium raimondii (Peruvian cotton), 2018 nucleotides. RefSeq names its product putative glycerol-3-phosphate transporter 1. The transcript is spliced from 3 exons. Lineage: Eukaryota; Viridiplantae; Streptophyta; Magnoliopsida; Malvales; Malvaceae. Gene Ontology annotation, biological process: transmembrane transport; phosphate ion homeostasis. The record is from RefSeq and is a predicted model, not a curated record. Gene Ontology annotation, cellular component: membrane. Gene Ontology annotation, molecular function: transmembrane transporter activity. The coding region runs from base 213 to 1793 and encodes 526 amino acids.